UUACUACCUGAGCCAGCACCUUUCUAUGUGAGGCUGAGAGCUUGAAAACUGCUUUUUGGGGCUCUGUCCCCACAUAGGGUUUCACAGACUCAUCCUUUAUUGGUGAAUUUAAAACACGAGAGCAGUAAUUUAAAGUGUGAAGGAUAAAAGUGGUCCAAAUCGUCAGUUAUCAAAAUCAACCAGCAUCUCUAAAACAGGGGAGCCUCAGGGGGGAAGAUCGCCUGGCACUUUAUCUAGUCAGCAGCCUGGCCUGUUGUGGAAGUGGUUGCCUCCAGAAGCCAAACUUAAGUCCGGCACUCACAUUACAAAAAAGAGAAAACCCAGUGUCAGGGCUUAUACUGCACUGGCCCUGCCCCUUCCCUUGACCUUCUCCCUGGGCCCUCCCUCAGCAUGCUCAGCCCCCCCUUCAAGGUCCCCAGCUGGGGCAGGCUGGGCGCCUAUAAGGGAGGGGUGCAGUAGAGGCCCCUGGCUCCUCCUGCCACCAUGGACCCCCGUCUGCUUCCCUGGGCACUAGUGCUGCUGGGCCCUGCCCUGGCACUGGCGCUGGCCCACGCACCUGCCCCGGAGGCGCGGGAGAAGCUGUGUGGCCACCACUUUGUCCGCGCACUGGUGCGCGUGUGCGGGGGCCCGCGCUGGUCCCUCGAGACCAGGAGGCCUGUGGCAGGCGGCGACCGUGAGCUGCUGCAAUGGCUGGAAGGACAACAUCUCCUCCAUGGGCUGGUGGCUGACAGGGACCCCAUGCUGGUACUUGCACCACAGCCCCGGGCCCAGGCCUCUCAACAUUACCACCACCGCCGGGCAGCUGCCACCAACCCUGCCCGCCACUGCUGCCUCAGCGGCUGCACUCGGCAAGAUCUGCUGACCCUCUGUCCCAAUUGAGCCCUCCUGGGGCAUGGCAUCGGGGGAGCUAGAGACCUAGGUCUGGUCUGGUGAGCUCUUGAAGCCACACAGCACCAUAAAGCCCCACAUCUGGGGGGUACAUUGUUGAUUACCUCCUGGGAUGGGGCACUCACCACCUCACCUUGGUCACCUAUUCUCUGUGGGGCUAACUGGGGAAUAAAACAUACCCAACCCUAGCUUGGAGGAGCGUUGGUUUUACGGAGAUGCCAGACACUAAGAGCCAAAUGUCCUCACCUCUGAGGAGCCCCAGGAGCUGCCCUCUCUGCAUUUGUUACACCCCCUCUCUCCAAUAGUAAAUAAAUAAAAUUCCUGCAGAAUUCAAAACAGCUUUUUGCAUUUUCUCAAGAAAAAGGGACAAGCCUGGGUCAGCACUCACGUGUGCUUGGCCCCUGGCAGCCAUGGACCCACUGACAUUUCCAGGAGCUUGGUAACAAUUUGAGAGUCAUCACAACACAAAGUGGGGAAACCAAAACCUAGGUAGAUGACUGCUUGCCAAGGUCAGACAGGGAAGGAGUGGCCAAGUGCAAGAUUUGAAUCCAGGUAUCUAUCAAGACCCACGGAGAGCUUUAAUGUCACUUAAGGCCCACUUAAUGGUGGACACACACAUGAAUGUCUGAAUCAGUCACAGUGCAUAUUAUUGAUCCAACUCUGACCAGUCUCACUCAUAUCCUGCCUUCAUCCUGAGACGGGGGUGUAUGAUAUGACCAGCUCGCUAUAAGGUGGGUCCGUAUUUGUUGACCCUUCCUAUGGGGCUGGGAGAAAGAGUACAGGGCAAAGUGUGCAGCACACAGUAGGUACACAAUAAAUAAAGAAGGGAGAGAAGGAGUCAGGACAGAAGACAGGGAACCACAGUCCUAGUAGGAGGAGGUGAACCAGGGAGGUGGGGGGAGGUUGGGAGCGGUUGGGAAGGAGUCUUGUUGGAAGCAGGAGGCUUAGACAGGCCCGGGUAGGAAUAGACUCACCCUGUGCCUCUCUCUCCUGAGCCUGCUGUCAAGCUGGCAGUGAGAAUCAGUCUUGGGCGAUUGGGAAUUCUGGCGGGUGUUUGAGCAGGGGUGGGGUGAGG
This is a messenger RNA of Rhinolophus ferrumequinum (greater horseshoe bat), 1963 nucleotides long. It is a transcript of the gene INSL3, whose product is annotated as insulin like 3. The coding region runs from base 484 to 879 and encodes 131 amino acids. Gene Ontology annotation, molecular function: hormone activity; G protein-coupled receptor binding. The record is from RefSeq and is a predicted model, not a curated record. Gene Ontology annotation, cellular component: extracellular region. The transcript is spliced from 2 exons. NCBI's taxonomy places the organism in Eukaryota, Metazoa, Chordata, Mammalia, Chiroptera, Rhinolophidae. Gene Ontology annotation, biological process: adenylate cyclase-inhibiting G protein-coupled receptor signaling pathway.